UAAACCGGAUCUGCACGCCUCUGCUCUCACAAUGCUCAUUUGUUUUCACAGUGCAGCAAAACAAAAUGCCUUAGAAAAAGUAACAUUCUAGAAAAUAGUAUGAUUUUUCUUCCCAAAUUGCCUCAUCUGUGGAGGAUUCUUGCACUGAAACACCACAUCAAAGGUAAGAUGGACAUGAGUGUGUGUGUUGGGUUGGUUUUCUAAGACGUCUUAGAUGACCAGCAUCUUUCUCCCCGUCUAGCCUGCUCACCAGAUGGCCACUCCACACAGCCUGCCAGCUCAUUCUCCUUUCCAGCAAGAAACAGCCUGCCUUCCACCUGACGGGGAAACAAUGAGUGCUGUACCCCUUCCUCGGAACAGUUACAUUUUCUUUUUCCUCUCUCUAUAUAUACAUAUUUAUUUUACUGAAUCAUUUAUGAGAAAGUAGCAUAGUGAUAUUUCACUCUUGAAUACUUUAGCAUGCAUCGCAUAAGAACAAGAACAUUCUCAUGCAGAACCACAAGACCACCACCAUCAUACCCAAGAGAUUUAUUCUUGGUAUGGUAUCCUCUAUUAAUACAGUGCAUAUUUCAAUUCGCAAUUGUCCUUUAUAAUUUUUUUUUCUCAUCCAGGAUCCAUCAUUCAAGUAAGAGGUAUUGCACUUUCUUGUCAUUUCUAUUUAGCUCUUAGAAUAUUUACAUUUAAUAUGUGCCUAAAGGGGAUCCCUCAAAUCAAGGCUCUCCCUCCCUUUCUAUUUCUUUAAAAUCAAGAGCUCACUCAGAGGCCAGGAGGAUGAUGCAUAGCUUUCCCAAGGAAUUGGCUUACAGACCUGGGGGAAAGGACACUGAGCACAGUUCUAGGAGUGGCCACCCCACAAAAAUAGAGGUCCAGCUUUGCAGCUAACCAAGUCCUUAGUUACAUCAGGCAAACUUCAUAUGCAAUGGGGUUGGAGGGAUGGUAAUUACAAUACCAGUGGUUUUAUACCACAGAGAAAACUAAAGUUUAAAAACUAGUUUGUCAACUGAAUCAACUAUGUCUUGGAUUUGUCACAGGGAUAUUCUGCACUUAAAACAGAGGGAGCAUCAUGCUAAAGAUGAAGGGGAAGACCCAACCUUACACUAAAAUCCUGGAUGGAGGAUGGGGAUGGAUGAUUGUGUUUCAUUUUUUCCUGGUAAAUGUGUUUGUGAUGGGGAUGACCAAGACUUUUGCGAUUUUUUUUGUGGUCUUUCAAGAAGAGUUUGAAGGCACCUCAGAGCAAACUGGUUGGAUUGGAUCCAUCAUGUCAUCACUUCGCUUUUCUGCAGGUCCCCUGGUUGCCAUUGUUUGUCACAUACUUGGUGAGAAAACUACCUCCAUUCUUGGGACUUUCCUUGUUACCGGUGGAUAUCUGAUCAGCAGCUGGGCUACAAGCAUUCCCUUUCUUUGUGUGACUAUGGGACUUUUGCCUGGUUUGGGUUCUGCUUUCUUGUACCAAGCAGCUGCUGUAGUAACCACCAAAUAUUUCAAAAAACGACUGGCUCUUUCUACAGCUAUUGCCCGUUCUGGGAUGGGACUGACAUUUCUAUUGGCACCCUUUACAAAAUUCCUGAUAGAUCUGUACGACUGGACAGGUGCCCUGAUAUUAUUUGGAGCUAUCACAUUGAAUCUGGUACCUUCUAGUAUGCUCUUAAGACCCAUCCAUAUCAAAAGUGAGAAUAAUUCUGACAUUAAAGAUAAAGGUGGCAGUUUGUCUGCAAGUGAUCCAGAGGCACUAUGUGGGACAGAAACAACACACUGCAAUGAGACACAAGAAUCUACCAUCAAAGAUAGUACUAUGCAGAAGGCUGGGCAACCUGGUACAAGCUUAAUGGCCUCACAAAAUCAAAGUGAAGAGUUGAACAAUGGGCCUAACAGAAAAAGACUGUUAUUAAUAAGUAAUGAAGAAAGUUAUGAGAAAAAUGCUAUUUUGUGGAGCUGCAAACAAAAACUCUUUGAUAUUUCUCUCUUUAGGAAUCCUUUCUUCUACAUAUUUACCUGGUCUUUUCUUUUAAGUCAGUUAGCAUAUUUUAUUCCUACCUUUCACCUGGUAGCCAGAGCCAAAACACUGGACAUUGACAUCAUGGAUGCCUCUUACCUUGUUUCUGUAGCUGGUAUCACUGAGACAGUCAGUCAGAUUAUUUCUGGAUGGGUUGCUGAUCAAAACUGGAUCAAGAAGUACCAUUACCACAAGUCUUACCUCAUCCUCUGUGGCAUCACUAACCUGCUUGCUCCUUUAGCCACCACAUUCCCACUACUUAUGACCUAUACCAUCUUCUUUGCCAUUUUUGCUGGUGGUUACCUGGCACUGAUACUUCCUGUACUGGUUGAUCUGUCUAUGAAUUCUACAGUACAUAGGUUUUUGGGACUAGCUGGUUUCUUUGCUGGGAUGGCUAUCCUUGCUGGACCACCUAUAGCAGCUGUCCCCAUGGUGGCUUGGCACUUUUCAAGCCUAUUAGGCCAAAAGUACAAGGAAGUAACAAAUAUCAGGUACAGAAUACCUUAUUCAAAUGAUAAAGGCAAGUAAUACAAGUAUAACAUGUUUAGUGUUCUAUAUGUUUUAGUAUACUUGUUAAAAUAAAAUGUUUAUAAAGAGUUCAAUAUAUGAGAAGCCAAGGCAAGUUUUAUAAGGACCAUUACCUGAAAAGGUAAAGCUAUAGGUAUACAUAUGAUUUUGAAAUCAAUUUGUUGGGGUAUGAUAUUUUUUAUUUAUUUUUUAAUAAAAAAGGAUAGACUACAAGAGAUUAGAAAACAGAAUACAUCACUUUAUUGUGAAGCUUUUAUUUUCAUACACACACCCCUAUGUAAUGUAAAAUAUAUGAGUAUAAAAUAUUUGUCAAUUAGUCAAAAAAAAAAAUUUACAAGCCUUUAUUACCCAAAGUCCAAAACACCCUAGCAC
Molecule: messenger RNA, 2893 nt
Organism: Microcebus murinus (gray mouse lemur)
Lineage: Eukaryota; Metazoa; Chordata; Mammalia; Primates; Cheirogaleidae
Source: RefSeq, a predicted model, not a curated record